UCAGUCUCUCAGUGCGGCCUGAACCGUUAGCCGGCCUACAUCGUAAGUGUCCAAGUGUGGCUGUGUUCUUAUUAUACACUAUUUUAUCAUUUUAUUUUAUUACACAGACCAUUCAUUUAUAUCAAAUAAUACCUUGUUUAAUGUCAUUGCAUUCACUUUAAAAAAAUUUUUUUCAUAAUUUUCGUUUUUUCGUGUCACUAAAUAUUAAUAUUAUUAUUAUAAUAAUAGUAAAUUAUUUAUCGUUGUAACUAUAAAAUUAUAUUAAUAAUAAUCAAGAGAUUCCGUCCGUCGAAAUUGCUUUUUUUUUAUCAGUAACUACUGGAUUUACUAACAAGUAGAAAAACAAACAAUGAUUGAGAAUCCGGUGAUGUAGCUGAUGGGACGUAUAAUUGGAUGAUAAAUCCCUUUUUCCCGCAACAGACAGCAAUUGUUAUUGCCAGAGUGAUUUGGUCAUUGAUAAUUCAAAGCCAUCAUCACCAUCCCCGUGUCAACGGAUUGGGACGUCUGGGCGUCCUCAUCGACGUGAGGCGUCAAGGGGAGCUAAGGAGAGGAGUGGCGCGAGGACGAUGGCAAUGACGAGAGGUCGAAGCGCCCUCCUUAAUAUAGAAACACUGGUUGUAUUAACGGUGAUUGUUGCUUCGACGCUUGACUUGGGCGCGAGGGCAUCACCCUCACACAGAAGUCGCCAUCAUGCAGACUUUUCGCAUGAAGAACUUGGUCAGCAGCAACACGAAUAUGACCAACAGCAAUAUGAGCAGCAGCAUCAUCAUCAUCAACAACAACAACAACAGCAGCAGCAAACGAAAAGUAGUCUCAAGAUGACUACUCACCAGCUCGAGGAUCUCGGGGCAGCCAGGGCAGAGGCGUUUACCAGUCCCGGCGAUGACUCACUUAUUAUACAAACGAGAAAAGGCCGGGUCAAAGGUAUCACUCAGACUGCUGCUAGUGGCAAAAAGGUUGAUGCCUGGUAUGGCAUUCCUUACGCUCAAAAGCCCCUUGGGACGCUGAGGUUUCGGCACCCAAGGCCGCCCGAGCAAUGGGAUGGCAUACUGAACGCCACACAGCUGCCCAAUAGCUGCGUCCAGAUCCUCGACACUGUUUUUGGAGACUUUGUUGGUGCUACCAUGUGGAAUCCAAACACCCAGCUAAAUGAGGACUGCCUCUACGUAAACGUUGUGGUACCACAUCCCAGGCCAACGAAUGCCGCCGUCAUGGUAUGGAUAUUUGGUGGUGGCUUUUACUCCGGUUCCGCCACAUUAGACGUCUACGAUCCCAAGACACUUGUUUCCGAGGAAAACGUCAUUCUGGUCUCCAUGCAGUAUCGAGUUGCCAGCUUGGGAUUUUUGUAUUUUGGCACCGCUGAUGUACCAGGUAACGCUGGGCUCUUUGAUCAGAUGAUGGCGCUCCAGUGGGUCAGGGACAACAUCGCAGCAUUUGGUGGUAAUCCAGAUAAUGUUACGCUCUUUGGCGAGAGCGCAGGCGCUGUAUCUGUUUCAAUGCACUUACUUUCACCACUUUCCAGGCACCUCUUCAAUCAAGCAAUUAUGCAGUCAGGUUCACCAACAGCUCCCUGGGCAAUAAUAUCCCGUGAGGAGUCUAUUGUACGGGGGCUACGAUUAGCUGAAGCAGUAGGGUGUCCUCAUGAUCGUUAUAAUUUACGUGCUGUAAUUGACUGUCUUGUAACGAUUGAUCCUCUGGAUCUGGUAAAUAACGAAUGGGGUACACUUGGUAUCUGUGAAUUUCCAUUUGUACCAGUAAUUGACGGGGCAUUUCUUGACGAAACACCACAGCAGUCACUUGCCACGGCAUCAUUCAAAAAAGCAAAUAUUCUUAUGGGGUCAAAUACAGAGGAAGGAUUUUAUUUUAUAAUUUACUAUUUAACGGAAUUAUUCCGUAUUGACGGUACUGAAGAUGUUAAAGUAUCACGGGAAGAAUUUAUUAGAGCUGUAACGGAACUAAAUCCUUAUGUUAAUCAAAUAGCCAGACAUGCAAUCAUAUAUGAAUAUACCGAUUGGUUAAAUCCAGAUGACCCAAAUGCGAAUCGUAAUGCCAUUGACAAGAUCGUUGGAGACUAUCAAUUUACAUGCAAUGUUAAUGAAUUUGCAGCACGAUACGCUGAAACUGGCAAUUCCGUUUAUAUGUAUUACUAUAAACACAGAUCGGUUAAUAAUCCUUGGCCAAGGUGGACAGGUGUAAUGCAUGCCGAUGAAAUAAGUUAUAUUUUUGGUGAACCUUUGGAUCCUAACAAGGGAUAUACUAAUCAAGAAAUUACUCUUUCAAAAAGAAUGAUGCGUUAUUGGGCUAAUUUUGCUAAAACUGGAGAUCCAAAUAUGGGAGAUGAUGGCUCGUGGACGGAGGCAUUCUGGCCACAGCAUACGGCAAAAAAUCAAGAGUAUCUAACUCUCGAUACAAAUACAACAGAUGUUGGUCAGGGUAUUAGAACACGACAGUGUGCAUUUUGGAAAAAAUAUUUACCACAGCUUAUUUCCGCCACUUCUAAACUGGAGAUGUCAUCGAAAGAGACGUGCAGCGGUAGUACGUCGGGCACGGACACUGUUUUAACGCUAUGUCUGGCAAUGACGAGUCUCUUAGUGUUCUCCGGACUGCCCAUCACCAGCAUACCUGCUCGAGGCUACGUCUAGUCACUUAGAAAAAAAUUUAAUUAUACAUUAACUCUAAGAUAUCCCUAGAUAUCACAUUUUCUAAUAGUUAUUGAUACUCUGACUUUUUUUUUAUUUUUUAUUAGAAAGAGUAAAUUUUAUUUAGAUUUACUUUGGAGAUGUUAUUACAUAUAAGUGCUACGUAAAAUUUUUCGUCACUAUAUACUAACCCACGGUAUGUAUAUUUACACCGAGUUUAUUCUCGCUUCACGAAUUGCGGAUUAAGUGACUGUCGAUUUGAUUUUUACGCUCGAUUGCCAAUCGAUCUGCAACUCGUUACACAAUCGCAGACAUAUCAAUCUUUACGUAAAAUGCUAUAUAGUAGAUAUAUAUUAUAGACUUAUAUAAUAUAUCUGUACGUACAUACAUAAAUACGAUACACAAAAUUAAAAAAGAUUAUUGUGUACAAUGAUUAGAUUUUAAUCUUGUUAGUUUUUUUUUUUAAUUCUUUUUUAUUACAUUUAAUUAUACGAUUUUUAUCCGAUUAAUACAAAAAUUAAAUAAAGUUUAUUCUUGAAUAAAAAUCUUUCUGCUAAUUAAAAAAAAAAAAAAAAUAUGAAAGAAAAUAAUACAAUCGUUUGUGAAUUUUUUUAAAUGCUAAAAAGAUUUUCAUUUUAUUUAUUUAUUUUUUUUUUUUUAUUUUUCGUGGUACAUUUAAUAUACAAGUGUUUCUUUGUAUCACACAAUUUUCCCUAUUCUUGUGUAUGUAUAUAUGUAUGUAUGUAUGUAUAUAUAAGUUUGUAUGUAAGUGUAUGUAUGUAUGAUAAGUGUCUGUACAGGCGACAGACAAAAAAUUCCUGCAUGAAAGAAAACACAGAUAGACAAAGAACUAAAGGGGAGUAAAAAGAGAAGCAACAAGAAAGAAAAAAAAAUUGAGAGUUAUAUAUACAUAUAUAAUAAUGAAAAAAAAAAAAAAUAUAUAUAUAUAUAUAAAGAAAAGAAUGAAAGAAAUGACUGAAUACAUUCUUCCCUGAAGCUAGACGAGACAAUUGCACAGAACUAAAGCACUAAAAAUUUGAGAAAUGAAAAAAAAAUGAAAAUAAAAGUUGAGAAUAUCAAGUGGAAAAAAAAAUAACGUACUAAUGAUAGAGAUGAGAUUGAAAGAGACAGAGUGGCGUGUAAAAGUGGUUAAAUGAGUGUGAGAAAAUAAAUAUAUAUACAUAUAUAUGAAAACCGAGCAAAAUGAAAAUAAAAAUCUUAAAAAAAUAAAUAACUUUAAAUAUUUAAAGACAAAUGAUUAUUAUUAUUAUUAUUAAUUAAUAUACAAAGAAAAGAAUAUGAUGAAUUAAGAUUAAUUAUUUAAUCAAUUUCAUUAUUAAAUGAAAGCCUACUAGUAAGCUUUAUACUAUUUAUAUGUAAAAAAAUUAAACAAAUAAUAUAAAAAUACAAACAAAUCGAUCAUUUAAUAAUUAUAAUAAUAAUAAUAAUAAUAAUAAU
Microplitis mediator is the source of this 4097-nucleotide messenger RNA. Its product is annotated as acetylcholinesterase-like. Gene Ontology annotation, molecular function: acetylcholinesterase activity. The record is from RefSeq and is a predicted model, not a curated record. The transcript has 7 exons. Lineage: Eukaryota; Metazoa; Arthropoda; Insecta; Hymenoptera; Braconidae. The coding region runs from base 567 to 2642 and encodes 691 amino acids. Gene Ontology annotation, biological process: acetylcholine catabolic process; choline metabolic process. Gene Ontology annotation, cellular component: plasma membrane.